AUGGACAAGAUGAAAGAUAUUUCGUAUGCGUUAGUAGUAGGGAGCAUCAUGUAUGCUCAGGUCUGUACGUAUCCGGAUAUUGCUUUUGUGGUUGAAAUGUUGGGCAUGUACCUUAGCAAUCCAGGGAUAAACCAUUGGAUAGCUGUUAAGAAAGUAUUGAGCUACCUGCAAAGGACAAAGGGCUUCGCACUCACGUAUAGGACAUCCGACCAUUUGGAGCUGGUUAGAUAUACAGAUGCAUUUUUUGCGGGCUGUGUCAACAGCAAGAAGUCCACCUUGGGCUAUAUGAUUUCGACACUAUUGAAAAUCUAUUGUGAUAAUUCAGCUGCAGUUAACUUCUCCAACAACAACAAGCAUUCAUCAAUGUCUAAACAUAUUGACAUUAAGUAUCUUGUUGUGAAGGAGAGAGUUCAGAAUUGUCAGGUGUCUGUAGAACUUAUCGACAUGAGGUAG
Messenger RNA from Magnolia sinica, 453 nucleotides. Its product is annotated as secreted RxLR effector protein 161-like. The transcript is spliced from 2 exons. NCBI's taxonomy places the organism in Eukaryota, Viridiplantae, Streptophyta, Magnoliopsida, Magnoliales, Magnoliaceae. The record is from RefSeq and is a predicted model, not a curated record. Bases 1 to 453 code for a protein of 150 amino acids.